Messenger RNA from Telopea speciosissima, 244 nucleotides. RefSeq lists its product as uncharacterized. The coding region runs from base 1 to 219 and encodes 72 amino acids. NCBI's taxonomy places the organism in Eukaryota, Viridiplantae, Streptophyta, Magnoliopsida, Proteales, Proteaceae. The record is from RefSeq and is a predicted model, not a curated record. The transcript has a single exon.
AUGAGUUGCAGGCAUCCCUUUCUCUCCAGCAAUCACGUGAAACAAGUUAUCAAUAGAGGUUUGGAUAACUAUCACCGCAAGUACAUCAUGCCUGACUCGAUUGAUCCUCUCUACCAUGUCUGUUUCGGUGGCAUGAUCUUCUCCUACCUAGUCGCUCUCCCUGAAGAGCGUCGUCAUCUCGAACACCAGCAGCACGCCAAAGAACAUGGCGGCCAUUAAUCCCUUUCUGAUCGAUCGAUCGAUC